Messenger RNA from Alternaria burnsii, 1170 nucleotides. RefSeq lists its product as uncharacterized. The coding region runs from base 1 to 1170 and encodes 389 amino acids. The transcript has 3 exons. Lineage: Eukaryota; Fungi; Ascomycota; Dothideomycetes; Pleosporales; Pleosporaceae. The record is from RefSeq and is a predicted model, not a curated record.
AUGGCACCAAAGGAGGUUGUGCGCGCCCGCCCGGCUGGGUACGUAACACUGCUGUUGAAGUUGGGCGACAAUUUAGAGUUUCGCUGGGCGCUUACCACGGAAAUGAGCGACUACGAUCCAUUCGUACCCUUCAGGCACAAAGAGAUUGUGGGUAACACACCCGGCUUGGGUAACGCCUACGAAAUGGCGAACAAUGCGCUUGAAGCAUCCCUGGGUCUCGACUACUGGCGAGAACAAGUAACGAAUACGACCAGCGAUGCUGAAUAUUCGGAAAGCGGAGCAACUGGUUCAGAUGGAGACACGUGCUCAGAACCAGAAAUGAGAAAGGCCCUCCGCUUAAGUCGAGAAAAAUUUUAUGAUAAGCAAUCCAAAGAAGAAACUGUGAGAAAUGCGAAGCUGCCGACGCCAUCUAUAUCACCACAUACUCCAGCAAGAGGUCUUGGUUAUCAGCGCACUUUCUUCGACAAGACUCUCAGUGGCUUAGAUCGUGGCCGUAGAGAACCCAUCAGUGAUGCUGUUGAAGGCGAAAUUCUUCAAAGCAAAGAUUUUGUCCAAGUUCUUGUUGGACCGAACUCCCAAGUCAGCACACUACAGAAAGAAAGCAUAUGGAAUCGCCCAUACUUUCGCGAUCCUAGGUUUGGCAUCAACCUAUUUGACCACAACGACGAUGGGAUAUGGAAUCUCCAACACCCUGCUCUUGUCGAGAUUGACCCAGAAGAUUUCGUUUUCGCUGCAGAAUACCUUGAAAGCGGUGGUUUUGGUUAUCGGUACCCGCAAGAUGGCGGCGAAAUGGAAGAAGCAUUUGCACAAUGCGUGUCGGCAUGGUUUACUGCGGAGAAGUUGGGCAUGUCAGACAUGAUGGAUCAUGUCGUCGAGAAGCUGGAAGGAUGCAUAGAACCAGAAAUGCAGGACGUCUUGGUUUUCGCAUAUCAAGUCUAUGUCUCGCAAAACACUGCACUUCCCUCGCAAGUGAGGCUAAAGGAUUAUCUGGCAAUGUGUAUCGCGGAGAAUUGGUGGAUCUAUUUGGACGACGAUAACUUGAGCUCGGACUUCAUCGAGAAGGUUAAGAGAUUACCAGAGCUGGAGCGAGACAUCUACCAGAGAAGGCUUCCAGCGCUGCUUGAGCGUCUCAGUGGAGACCAAGAAGACAGUGAAACCGAAACGGAUUAA